AAAAUAUAACAAUUACCACGUAGUUUUACGACGGCAUCAUAAUAAUAUUUUUCAUUUAUAAAAAUAAUCAGUGAUAUCAAAUAAAUUAUGACUAAUAAAAAUUACACAGUCAUGGUGAAAAUCGAUCCAUAUGAUUAUCGAAAAUGGAAGCAAUCGCAUUAAAUUGCCAGUGCCGUUUUUAUAUUAGCACAAUACAUGUAACUAGUGCUUGAAUUGAGUGCCUCUUCUUCGUACCAGUACCCUCGAGCCGAUUUCACGACUUUAUCGAUGUUGAUAUUCCUGAAAAGCACGCAUAUAUAUAUAUAUAAUAUAGUUUGUGGUAAUUUUACCGCGCUUUUCUAAUUCGAGAUCUCGUUUUGCCGCCAUUUUGAUAAACGCGCGCAGUUGUGAUAAAACGAGAAUAAAAUUAAUGGCGUUAAUAAUCGAAAAGUGUAUUAAUUGUGCUGUUACUACUACGAAUACUGGAUCCUUUUAGAUUUGGAAGAAUUAACCCAUUAACUGAGCACUCUUGGGACACGCUUGGCUGAACGUUAAUGCAGCAUUCUAUUUUAUACGCCUGCAAACUGCACAAUGGUCUCUCGUCGGUUAACACAUCAGAUGCAAUAUGAAAUUUUCAGAAGGAGAAGAAAUACUUGCAAAACAUCCAAACUCUGAUAAAUAUUAUAAAGGCAAAAUUUUAAGUAUAAAAGGUGAACAAUAUAAAGUACAAUUUGAAACAGGUAUUGAACAAUAUAUUGAUUCAACUGAUAUUAAGAUGGAUAGGCCAUCAAGAAAUAUAACUAGAAGUAGAAGAGGAAAAAGUCCUACUAGAUCAGUUAGAAAAUCUCCACGUAAACGUUCACCUGGAAGAUCUCCAUCAGCUACAAGAGGACAUAGAUCACAGUCUACAAAUCGUACAAAGUUUGCAAAAAUUUCUUUGCCACGUAUAGAAGUAUCUAGUGAUAUACAACAUAAUGAUGAUAAAAUUAUAAAUAAAAAAAGGACACAUGAUGAUGAUUCUGUUGAAUCAAUGCCUCUUCAAUCACGAUUGAAGGAACUAGGAACAAUUACACGUAGGUCAACAAGAUUAUUAUCUGGUAUGCCAAAACCUGAAUCAGACCAUAACAUAAUUUUAUUAACAAGAAAUAUUAAUCGAGCUGUCUCACUUCCUUCAGAAAGGAAGAGUCAGAUGAAUGAUUUUAGUAUAGAUGUAAAGGAGAGAGGUCAUUCAGUACAAAGAGAUCAAGAUUUGUUAAAAAUAAAUUAUAAAGAUAUAGAUAUAAAUACACAAAUGAUAGAAAAGCGAAAAAAAGAAAUCAAUAUGGUUAGUGAACCACAAGAAUGGGGAGGAAUGUUUGGAACUUUUAUUCUUAUAUUUCUAUUACCUGUAAUUAUGAUUGUACCGCAAUUAUUGUGCGCAAAAAAUGAAUGUACGUUUAAAUAUCAUAAAAUAUCUACAGAUCUAAAUUUUUAUGUAAAUGUAAAAGCUUUUAUUGCAUAUUUAAGUCUCUUUUUAUUUGUAAUAAUUGUUUCGAUCAUACCAAUCGGACGAAAACUUGAUGGAUUACAAAGUAGGAUUGAAAGAUUACAAUAUCGUUUAAAUGGUUUUUUAUGUGGCAUUUUAUCAAUAAUUAUAUUUGCUACAUGUAUAUAUAAUGAAAUUAAAAUUACUGAUUUUAUUUUGCAAAAUAAUAUACAGUUUUCAAUCAUUGGUUGGAUUCUUGGAAUAAUUUUAUCAGUUUUAUUAUUUAUAAAAGGAGGCAGAGCUUCAAUAGCUAAUUUAAAUAUACAUGGAUCUACUAACAGUAUGAUAUAUAACUUUUGGCAAGGAAGAGAAAUAAAUCCACGAAUUGGUCCUGUGGAUUUUAAAAUAAAUCUUUUUCGGACUUCUAUGAUAACCAUAAUUCUCAUAAACUUGUCUAUUGCAAUCAAAACAAUUGAAGAAACUGAAAUAUAUACUUUAGAACAUCUUAAUGUAGGUGCCUUAUUAGGUACUUUGCUACAAAUCAUUUAUGCAAUGGAUGCAUUAUUUUUUGAAUCUGCAUUAUUAACGACUUUCGAAAUAAUGUACGAGGGAACUGGAUAUAUGUUAUGUACGGGUUAUAUGAUGUAUCCAUUUUUACCGACUCUUACGACGAAAUAUAUGUUAUAUCACAAGACACAACUUACUUAUCUAUUUAUUUUUCCUAUAAUCACUUUUAUAAUUGGCUAUUUGUUAUAUAGAAUUAGUAAUCUACAAAAGAAUAAGUUCAGAAGGAAUCCUUUAUCUCCAUCAUUGAUGCAUUUAGAAACUAUACCAACUAUACGUGGUAAAAAACUUAUAGUAUCUGGAUUAUGGGGUUUUAUAAGACAUCCCAAUUAUUUAGGUGAUAUAAUAAUGUGGUGGUCAAUAUCAUGUAUAAGUUUAGCAUGUGAUAUUUUGCCUUAUUAUUAUGCAAUUUUGUGUACAGGAUUAUUGAUACAUAGAGCUAUAAGAGACAAUGAACGUUGCAAAAUACGUUAUGGUUUAGCUUGGGAGCAAUAUAUAUCACGUGUUAAGUAUAUGAUUUUUUAUCGUAUAUUUUAAAGUAAUAUAAUAUAUGUAUAAAAUAUUAGCAAUAUUAGCAAUUUUAGAGAUACCAAAAUAUGUUACAAAGUUGUACAUUUAAAAACAAUAAUGCUCAUUAUUUCAUAAAAUAUUUUAAUCACAUUAGAAUUAUAUAGAGUUUAUACAUACACAUGUGACAUAGUAUGUAGGAUCCAAAUUAGCUCAAUACAAAACCAAAAGAAAUAAUUGUUUAACAUUUAGAUUUAAGCAUAUCAUUUCAUAAAAUCUUUAAAGCAAUGAACAAAG
This is a messenger RNA of Apis mellifera (honey bee), 2812 nucleotides long. RefSeq names its product delta(14)-sterol reductase (gene LBR). The record is from RefSeq and is a predicted model, not a curated record. Gene Ontology annotation, molecular function: oxidoreductase activity, acting on the CH-CH group of donors, NAD or NADP as acceptor. Gene Ontology annotation, biological process: sterol biosynthetic process. NCBI's taxonomy places the organism in Eukaryota, Metazoa, Arthropoda, Insecta, Hymenoptera, Apidae. The transcript has 9 exons. Gene Ontology annotation, cellular component: nuclear inner membrane; endoplasmic reticulum membrane. The coding region runs from base 605 to 2545 and encodes 646 amino acids.